Molecule: messenger RNA, 1549 nt
Organism: Phragmites australis (common reed)
Lineage: Eukaryota; Viridiplantae; Streptophyta; Magnoliopsida; Poales; Poaceae
Product: SPX domain-containing protein 3-like
Exons: 3
Coding region: 436-1191 (251 amino acids)
Biological process (GO): cellular response to phosphate starvation
Source: RefSeq, a predicted model, not a curated record
UGGACCGGGACCAAGUGUGCGCAUGACACAGUCGGCGAUCCUGACAAACGCGGCCGAUUAAGCCCUACCAGAUCAUGAACUUCCCCUGUAAUGGAAAAGGAACCUUGUGAAGUCACAUUGUGCACCAUCAAUAGGCUCACCUUCCCCUAAUCCCCUUCCUUCACUCCAUGCCAACCAUGGCAUAUGCUACGAGAUAUUCCCAACGUACUAACCCACCCUAGCACUCCUCCCCAACAAUGUUUCAUCUCUUCCCUCCAUAACAUCACACCAUCUCGAUCAAGGCUCAAGUAACUGCAAUUUGCCAAACCCAAGACACAAUCACAUAUCCAUAUAGACAUAAGCUUAGUAUAUAUGUACACAUAUAUAAAAACUGCUUGCUACUACUUGUUGGGAGUGAGCAAAAAGUAGGGGAGCACUCAGCACUGUGGCAGGGAGAUGAAGUUUGGGAAGAGGCUGAAGAAGCAGGUGGAGGAGAGCCUCCCGGAGUGGAGGGACAAGUUCCUGGCGUACAAGCGCCUCAAGAAGCUCGUCCGGCUUGUCUCGGCUGGUGGUUCGUCGCCGCCGCGGGGCGGUGGUGCGGAGGCCGCCUUCGUGCGGCUGCUCAUCGGCGAGGUCGACAGGUUCAACGCCUUCUUCAUGGAGCAGGAGGAGGACUUCGUCAUACGGCACAGGGAGCUGCAGGAGACGGUGAAGAAGGUGGCCGGCGGGGCGGUGCCGUCCGGCGCGCCGGAGAUGAGGAGGGCGAGGAAGGAGAUCGUGGACCUUCACGGGGAGAUGGUGCUGCUGCUCAACUACAGCGCCAUCAACUACACAGGGCUGGCCAAGAUCCUCAAGAAGUACGACAAGCGCACCGGCCGGCUGCUCCGACUGCCCUUCAUCGAGAAGGUGCUCGGGCAGCCCUUCUUCGCGACGGAGCUCAUCUCCAGGCUCGUCCGCGAGUGCGAGGUCACGAUGGAGCCCGUGUUCGAGGCAGGCGGAGGGCACGGCGCCGGCGCCAGGACGGUCCCGAUGGCGGCGCCGGCGGCGGCCACUGAGCAUGGCAUCUUCCGGAGCACGGUCGCCGCGCUGGUGACCAUGGGCGAGCUCCGCAGCGGGAGCUCCACGUACGGGCACUUCUCGCUGCCGCCGAUGACCGCGCCGGAGCCCGACCUCCUGCGGUGCAUCCAGGUCGCCGAUCCCGUGCCCAUCUGAGACGCGGGGAGCUGUCAGUCCUUGUUGGUACACGGGGGGUUUCGCUUGUACUUUUUUUUCAUGGCCAGUUACCGGCCCCAGAUUGUAGUAUGAGAUGAGCAAACGUAGAAUGUAGUUGAUGAGUAGUCCAGAGUUCAGGCGUGAACAACUCAUUUAUGUUAGGAAAUAUGAAGUUUUAUAGUAGAAUUUAGGUUCGUUUUGAUCUUUAAAAAUUUGGUCUUUUUACAAUGGGUCUUUAUCUUUUAGAGAUUAAUUCUAUCUUUUGAAAUUGAUUCUAUCUCUUAGAAGUUUUAACACUAUAUAUAAGGGGCAGCACCUAUCGUUGUAAACACAGAUGAAUAAAAAAUAAAUAAAUUUU